Neurospora tetrasperma FGSC 2508 is the source of this 2039-nucleotide messenger RNA. RefSeq lists its product as uncharacterized. NCBI's taxonomy places the organism in Eukaryota, Fungi, Ascomycota, Sordariomycetes, Sordariales, Sordariaceae. The record is from RefSeq and is a predicted model, not a curated record. Gene Ontology annotation, molecular function: transporter activity. The coding region runs from base 1 to 1791 and encodes 596 amino acids. The transcript has 5 exons. Gene Ontology annotation, biological process: transport.
AUGGGAGGCACCGGCCAAAAGCUCGCCGAUGUGGCAACCAUAGUCGGAGGCGUCGCGUCUAUUGUCGCGACUCUGCUCUCCAUGGUGUCAAUAUGGCUCCAAACUAAAAACUAUCGCAAGCCGCUUUUGCAACGUUAUGUUGUACGGAUCCUCCUCAUGGUUCCAAUAUACUCGAUCGCCUCAUGGACUAGCAUGGUUUCACGGACCGCAGCAGCCUUUGUCGACCCCAUCAGAGACAUAUACGAGGCUUUCACCAUCUACACAUUCUUCCAGCUGUUAAUCAACUACUUGGGCGGAGAACGAGCCCUCAUUAUCAUGACCCAUGGUCGCGAGCCGAUCCAUCAUCUCUGGCCGAUGAACCACGUCCUCCCUCAAGUUGAUAUUUCCGAUCCGCAUACCUUCCUCGCCAUAAAGCGGGGCAUCUUGCAAUAUGCAUGGAUGAAGCCAGUUUUGGCCUUAGCGGCUGUUAUCAUGAAAGCAACUGGGAGCUACCAUGAGGGAGACAUCAAACUUAACUCGGGCUAUUUUUGGAGCGGCAUUAUCUACAACAUCAGCGUCACAGUCAGCUUGUACUGUUUGGGCUUGUUCUGGGUAUGCAUGAACAACGACCUAAAGCCUUUCCGACCAAUGCCCAAGUUCCUGUGUGUAAAGGCCAUUAUCUUUGCAUCUUAUUGGCAAGGCUUUGCCCUUGGAAUUCUGGUGUUUCUUGGGGCUUUCCCGAAUGUCGAAGGAUACACACAAGACGGCCUUGCGGCAGCCAUUCAGGACUUCCUCAUCUGUCUCGAGAUGCCAGCCUUUGCCAUUGCUCACUGGUAUGCCUUCUCUUGGCACGACUUUGCCGACAGCAGAGUGUCUGCCGCAAGAAUGCCGGUCAAGUAUGCGAUGAGGGACGCCUUCGGGAUUCGCGACUUGAUCCAGGACUCCAAAGAAACUUUUACGGGUGACAAGUACGGUUACCGUGUCUUUGACUCGGGCGACAAGAUCAUGGCACAUGAGCAGUCGCGGUCGAGACUGGCCAGACUUAAGGAAGGCAUGCGAUAUGAGCGAGGAGGCAAGGGCAAAUAUUGGAUACCAAGACCCGACGAAAUCACUCAGAACACUCCGCUGUUGGGUGCAAACGGCGGCCCGAGCAGGAGGAGCAAUUCGUCCUCUCCGCACCACGAUGAUGCUGACGAGGUUAUACUUGAUCCAGAGGAAGAACAACUCUACGCAGGAGCUAGGAAACUCGAGUUUGGUGACUGGAAUUAUCCCGUCAUUACAGCCAACGAGCCGUGGAAAGAUCGUUAUCGAUCACCUCAUCCUAGUCUCUUCCAAAACACUCCCACUGGGAGCUUCUACAAUCGAUCAUCCUCAAGUAGAAGCUCAGUGCCCACGCUUAACCCCAGGGAUCCUCUCGAAAGGCGCAAGAAGGAGGCACCAGAAGGCCCUGAAGCCCUUCCCAACGACAAGAAGGGCAAAAAGAAGGCAGACCCAAAUGGUCAACGGGCCACGAACUCUACCCCAGACAAGGGCAUGGAUCCCUUGGAGAUCGCAUAUGGCCCCAUGGUGGGCACGACCUCUAAACUUACAGAAGACGAUUUCAGAGUCGACGAUGUCAGCCCUCAUCAUCCGCAUGGCACAUCGCCCGGGCAUGACACCUCACAUGAUCUUGAGGAUGACGGAAAAGGUACCCCGGUCACGGAAGUGUCUAACCACUGGGGUCAUGCUACGGAUACCGAAGGGGAAGAAGAGAGAAGCCCCCACUUUACUGUUGGUGGUGAAGAGGAGUUUCAGAACGUGUGGGGAAGGUGACAUUAUCUUGCUUGAGGCGCUGUUUUUGCUUUUGAGUUUUCUCCUUUGCUUUUUCGAGCUUCCGUGUUGCAGGAAUUAUUUCGGUGUCGAAGAGACCGUGGUAUGGAUGCAUACACUACGGUUACAGGUUCAAUUAAGUUGUGCGGGCGUCGGACUGGCGUUGGCACAGGGCCUAUUGUUUGUUUCGGUAUAGCAAACCUGCAAGUAGAGCAUUCGUAGACAUUAUCUUCAUCUAAGCACACAUAUGG